Molecule: messenger RNA, 1479 nt
Organism: Penicillium canariense
Lineage: Eukaryota; Fungi; Ascomycota; Eurotiomycetes; Eurotiales; Aspergillaceae
Product: NADH-quinone oxidoreductase subunit D
Exons: 2
Coding region: 1-1479 (492 amino acids)
Biological process (GO): mitochondrial electron transport, NADH to ubiquinone
Molecular function (GO): NAD binding; NADH dehydrogenase (ubiquinone) activity; quinone binding
Source: RefSeq, a predicted model, not a curated record
AUGGCUGCCUCCUUCGCCCGCCUCGCGGGCAAUGCGCCCAAAAGGCUCUGCCUCCGCCCCUCCACCUUGCUCAACACAUCUGUGCCCCGAUCUCGCUCUAUAGCGACCACGAUUCCUCGCCGUCACGCUGAGGCGUCUAGCUACCAGGCCACAAGACUUGUUCCGACCGACCCGACCUUCACCCACUUCGCCAACAAGGGGUCUCCCGAGGACCCAGAGGCUGCUGGUCUCGAAUCCGAGGCCGAAGGCAUUGACCGCAAGAUCCGUCACUACACCGUCAACUUUGGUCCCCAGCACCCAGCUGCUCACGGUGUGCUCCGAUUGAUUCUGGAACUCAAUGGCGAGGAGAUCGUUCGCGCCGAUCCCCACGUCGGUCUGCUUCACCGUGGUACCGAGAAGUUGAUCGAGUACAAGACCUACAUGCAGGCCCUGCCUUACUUCGACCGAUUGGAUUACGUCUCCAUGAUGACCAACGAGCAGUGCUUUUCCCUCGCUGUUGAGAAGCUGCUGAACGUCGAGAUCCCUGAGCGUGCUAAGUGGAUUCGAACCCUGUUCGGCGAGCUCACCCGUGUUUUGAACCACCUCAUGUCUGUGCUCUCGCACGCCAUGGACGUUGGUGCCCUGACUCCUUUCCUGUGGGGUUUCGAGGAGCGUGAGAAGCUCAUGGAAUUCUACGAACGUGUUUCCGGUGCCCGUCUCCACGCUGCCUAUGUCCGUCCCGGCGGUGUGUCUCAGGAUAUCCCUCUCGGCCUUCUGGAUGACAUCUACCAGUGGGCUACCCAGUUCGGUGACCGUAUCGACGAGACCGAGGAGCUGCUCACGGAUAACCGUAUCUGGAAGGCCAGAACCCAAGGUGUUGGAGUCGUCAACGCUACUGAUGCUCUGAACAUGAGUUUCACUGGUGUCAUGCUCCGUGGCUCCGGUGUCCCGUGGGAUAUCCGUAAGUCCCAGCCUUAUGAUGCCUAUGACCAGGUCGAGUUCGAUGUCCCCGUUGGUGUCAACGGUGACUGCUAUGACCGUUAUCUGUGCCGUAUGGAGGAGUUCCGCCAAUCCCUCCGCAUUAUCCAACAGUGCCUGAAUAAGAUGCCUGCCGGCCCGGUGCGCGUUGAAGACUACAAGAUUUCGCCACCUCCUCGGGCUGCCAUGAAGGAGAACAUGGAAGCUCUGAUCCACCACUUCCUGCUCUUCACUAAGGGUUACUCCGUUCCUCCUGGUGAGACCUACUCGGCUAUUGAGGCUCCCAAGGGUGAGAUGGGUGUCUUCUUGGUCAGUGACGGUAGCGAGCGUCCCUACCGCUGCAAGAUCCGUGCCCCCGGUUUUGCCCACCUGGGUGGCUUUGACCAGGUGUCUCGUGGUCACCUUUUGGCCGAUGCCGUCGCUAUCAUCGGUAAGUGUCUUUGUUUGAUGUUCACUCAGACCCUGCUAAUUCUUGCUCCUCUAGGUACCAUGGAUUUGGUGUUCGGUGAGGUUGACCGGUAA